AUCUGGAAAAUGCAUUCAAGAACUCAGCAACAUGAUUGGAUCAAUCCUGUGUAUCCGAAUGACCCUCAUGCUAAGAUAGGAGGGCCUGUAGGUGGGUAUAAGCAGCAGGUUGAUGAUAGAAAUGAGCCUCCCUAUGAAUUAGUUAUCGCGAGAGAUAAGAAGAAUAGUAAGAAUUUUUGGAUAAAAAUAAUCGCUUGGGCCCUCAUCAUUGUUGGAAUUAUCUCGCUAAUAUUCAACCUCUACCAGCUUAUUAGAACUCUUACUCAGAUCGGGAAAGUUCCGAAUGGUGUCUAUGAGACAAAUAGUUCUGGCUUUAUGAAAAGAAAGAUCGAUAUAGUUGGUUUUCCUGAAAUGCUGAGCAAAAUCAUUGAUGUUAUUGCAUCAGUUUUACUAAUUUACCAAGGAUAUUUAACUUUGAAGAUAGCUAAAGAAGAUCAUAGCUCAGCUACGAAGAAGAUGAUGAAGUACAUAAUUUAUUUUGCUAUAGCUCAUCUAUUUCUCAGGCUACUUCAGAUGGUUAUUGUACUGAUUUAUGCCAUUCCUCUAACUAAAAACCAAAAUAAAGAAUCGAAUGAAGAACAAAAAUUGAGCCUAACAACAAUAAUUAUAUCAAUAAUGGGAUUCUCAGCCUUAUGAACCUGUUGUUGCCUUCUCUGUUAUUGUGGAGGGAUCUAUGCAUGCCAUCGACUUUAUAAGAAGGAUCAGGAAGAGUAUGAAAGCCUUGAAAGAACAAUUUAUUCGAAUAUUAAUGCCCCAUCAAUGGACUAUAGCCACAGGCAUAAUCAAAUGGUUUAAAAUAGUUCAUGAUUCUUCAACAA
This is a messenger RNA of Moneuplotes crassus, 818 nucleotides long. The record is from the annotation of a GenBank genome assembly. NCBI's taxonomy places the organism in Eukaryota, Ciliophora, Spirotrichea, Euplotida, Euplotidae.